ACGCAGCAUCAGAAGUAACUGGUAAAGUUAUAACUGUCAACAAACUUGAACGGGCUGUCUCCAUGUUCAAACACGCUCCGGCCAGCUCACCUGAACCGCCUUUUCUACGCGACAGGUAAGUCGUGUACGUGAGUCAGAGGACUUAGAAGAUGUUUAAUGUCGCUGGUUCAGUCACCGCAGAGGACACACCGUGAUAUUUACAGUCAUGGAGACGUGCGUUAUGACGGCGCUGGACAGACCCGCGGCGGAGCUCACUGUCCCGGAUGUGUACGACAUAGCGGCGGCGCUCGGGCAGGAGUUCGAGCGGAUCAUAGACAAGUUCGGGUGCGAGUCUCUGGUCGGUGUGGUGCCCAAAGUGGUGCGGGUCCUGGAGCUGCUGGAGACCCUGGUGAGCCACGGGGCCGCGGGGCAGGAGGCCGAGGAGCUGCGGAGGGAGCUGGAGAGGCUGCGGCAGGAGAGGAGCGACCGAUCCGGGCAGGAGAGGAAGCACCAGGAGGAGUUGGAGCUGGUGGAGGAUGUGUGGCGAGGAGAAGUCCAGGACCUGCUCUCUCAAAUCACUCAGCUUCAGGCGGAGAACAAGAAGCUGUUGGUGAGCCUCUCUCUCAAAGAGUCUCCCAUCACAGAGGAAGACCUGCAGAGACACGAGGGAAUGUCAGAGAAGGAGAGGCAGAUGAUGAAAAAGCUGAAAGACUUGGUGGAUAAGCAGAGGGAUGAAAUCCGGGCCAAAGACCACGAGCUGACAAUAAAAAACGAGGACGUUGAGGCGCUCCAGAUGCAGCAGCAUCGUCUGAUAAGAAUCAACCAGGACCUGCGUCACAGGAAAGGAGUGAUGGAGGCUCAGGGGAAGGCUUUGAUUCAGCAGCGGGCGGAGCUGGAGGCUGCAGCCCAGGUCAGGCAGCAGGAGCUGGGCGCUCUGCAGGUGGAGGUCAAGAGGUUGAGGAAGGAGCUCCGGGGUUGGGAGCUGGAGAGAGAGGUCGCUGAUAUAGAAGAAACAUCAUUCGGCAGAUCUAUGGUGUCUACAUCAACGUCUCCACAAAGGACGUCCUCAGCAGCAGUACCAGUAAACUCCAUCAAACCGAACUCAGUGUGGGAAGAGUGUGGAGGAGACCCUGACUUCAUGGCGAAUUCCUUCGAGCAUAAAAGGAGUUCCUCUCCUCUCACAGAAUCAUCACGAGAAGAAAAAAACUACAAAGAACGAAACAGAGAGGAGGACAAGACAGCAGCAAUGUUACUGCAGAAGGCGUCGACUGAUCCAGAGCCAGAGGAGGAGACGGACAGCUCCGAGGAGGAUUCCGACAAACCUCGCUUCACCCUGCAGGAGCUGCGUGACGUCCUGCAGGAGAGGAAUGAACUCAAGGCUGAAGUGUUCGUGCUGCAGGAAGAGCUAGCUUACUAUAAAAGCGAGGAGAUCGAGGAUGAUGUCAGCUCCUGGGUUUGUCCUCCGUCUCCUCCACCUUUCUCCGGGUCCACUGAUCAGCCCGAAUCAGGAAUUAAACGCCUGAUCUUCACGGCCAUAAUGCCCAUGGUUGCAGCCGGUUUGAUUGUAGACGACCCCACGUUGAUACCAAUCAGAAGACUCGUUUCCUUUGUAUAAGUCUGUUUGUAUAAUGUGAACUUGUUCUUGUACUAUUGCUCUUUCUUUUGAACAAAACCCGGUCAACAUAGAUUUGUUUCUUGGUUUAAUGACAACAUCUCUUGGUUAUUAUAAACGGCAUUUGAAUGUUGUUACUAUAUUUAAAUCUCUUAUGAACCACUUCAGUCUUUGCUGGUGUCAGCUUUAACAGUGCAUUUGAAAAAGCCAAAUGUUGUCACUGUGCUACAUAGUGUACUGUGUCUGCUUGGCAGUUUUGCAUGUAGCAUCUGUUACUUGGAGUCUUUUCUGAAGAAGGAAUUGUUGCUUCACAUUUAACUUUCAAUAGUAGCAACAAAAUCAUUUCAAUCAAUCAACCUUUAUUUGUACAGCGCCAAAUCAUAACAAAUGUUAUCGAGACGCUUUACAAAAAGAGCAAGUUAAGGACCUUACUCAUUGUUAUGUUACUAAAGAGAAAUGGGAUGGGGGAGAUGGGACAAGAUGCAGGAAGGAUUCCUCCUUUGUAUUCCUCGUGUUCCUGUUGUCCACACUUCCUCUCCGCUGAGGUGGAAGUCGGAGCAGGGGGUAUUAAACAUCAUGAGUUAGUAUAAGCUAAACUGCAACACAGCAACUUUUGUUUUUUAAUGUGUAUUGUUUAUUUGAAUUUCUUUGUGUUUUAAAUACUGGUUAAAACCUAUCGCUGCAACACUGAACACUAAAGAGCCUCUAAAGUCCUAAAAGAGUAUUUUUUAUUAUCUACACAUAAGAUAAUAUACUUUUAAGUUAUGCAUCAUUACCUAAUUGUGAUGCAUAAAGCCAAUUUAUUUUUUUAAUCAAGGUAAUGAAACGUAUGCUGCUCCUGCACACUGACAUCAGAGAUGACCUUAUUCCUUUGGUAAUGAUCUUAUUUCUACAAGAUAAUGAACUUGGGAACAGAACGUUAAAAAAAAUCAUAAUAAGAGCUUUACAUUCUCAGCAGAAUGUACUAACUGCUCAUAAUGCUGGGAUACACCUGUUCAAUAAUGCUUGUUCAAAAUGAAAUAAUAAAGUUUAUUUUUCAA
Labrus bergylta (ballan wrasse) is the source of this 2631-nucleotide messenger RNA. RefSeq names its product RILP-like protein 1. Gene Ontology annotation, biological process: cilium assembly. The record is from RefSeq and is a predicted model, not a curated record. Gene Ontology annotation, cellular component: ciliary basal body; cytoplasm. Lineage: Eukaryota; Metazoa; Chordata; Actinopteri; Labriformes; Labridae. Gene Ontology annotation, molecular function: small GTPase binding; protein dimerization activity; dynein light intermediate chain binding.